Messenger RNA from Anastrepha ludens (Mexican fruit fly), 1732 nucleotides. RefSeq names its product glycerate kinase. Gene Ontology annotation, cellular component: cytoplasm. The transcript has 2 exons. The record is from RefSeq and is a predicted model, not a curated record. Gene Ontology annotation, molecular function: glycerate kinase activity. Lineage: Eukaryota; Metazoa; Arthropoda; Insecta; Diptera; Tephritidae. Gene Ontology annotation, biological process: protein phosphorylation. Bases 107 to 1603 code for a protein of 498 amino acids.
GCUGCUGUUUACUUAUAAAUUCUUAUCUGACAAAGUACCGGCAGUUGAAUGCUGAUAAGAACCUUUAAUAGUGAAUGUUUUUCACUUUGACUCAGAGCUUAAAGUUAUGUCAACUAAACUGCAGCAUAUCCAAAAUCUACGCCACAUCUUUCAACGUUCGGUGGAAUCUGUUCGUCCGGCACAAUUGCUCAGCGAAGCGAACCAGUAUGCUUUGCGGCCGCAGGCAAAUGGAGAUGGUCGUUGCUUAAGUAUACAGAUACAGGGUAAAACAUUGGAUAUUACCCGUAAACACUGUCAUGUAGUCGGUUUCGGCAAGGCCGUGCUCGGCAUGGCAGUUAAGCUCGAGAAGUCGCUUGAAAAGCGAGUAGUGAGUGGUAUACUGAGCAUACCGGUAGGUACAGGGCAACAAUUUGAAGAUAUGCCCGAAAUGCAGCUAUCACCAAAUUCAAUUAUUGAAGUUAUAGAAGGCGCACCUAAUAAUCAGCCCGAUGAACGCGCACUCGAGGCUGCUCGACGCAUCAAAGCACUUGCGGCGAGUAUGACUGAAAAUGAUAUACUCUUUGUGCUCAUAUCAGGCGGUGGCUCAGCAUUACUACCGCUACCGCGUCCACCUUUAACACUACCUGAAAAAGUGCAAUUGGUGCGUCGUUUGGCAAAUUGUGGCGCAAGCAUUGAUGAAAUGAAUGUGGUGCGUAUUGCUUUGUCUGACAUCAAAGGCGGAGGCUUGGCAGCAGCGGCACGUAAUGCAUUUGCGGUUAUAUCUUUUGUGAUAAGCGAUGUAGUAGGUGAUCCGGUUGACAUUAUAGCCAGCGGACCCACUUGUGGCGUGAUUUCAAAACGUCAUACAGCAAAGGAAGUCUUGGAAAAAUAUGAAUUGUGGACUGAUUUGUCCGAGCAUAUAAAGGCUUUGGUGGAACAGCCAAAAGCGGAAGUACAAAUGAUGCCAGGUCGAAACAAUUCUAUUUAUAUUGUGGGCGACAAUCGCGUUGCAACAGCAUGUGCGGUGCAAGAGGCGCUACAAUGUGGCUACAAUCCUUUCGUUGCCAGCACCACGGUUGAGGGGGAAGUGCAACAACUUGUUAGUCAGUACAAAGACUUUUUACAUAACAUUUGCAAUUUCCGCAAGGCCACACUUGACGAGCUUGAGCUGAAAAAUCGCUUUCCCUUCGAUGCCCGCAUCUUCGAACAUUUCCUGAAAACAUUACUCAUGUGUGAGCGAACCCAGAAACCGAUGCUUCUGAUAUUGGCAGGUGAACCGACAGUUAAGGUCACCGGUAGCGGUUUGGGCGGUCGCAAUCAGGAAUUGGCUUUACGCUUAGCCCUUACAUUGUAUGAGCAUGCAGACAUGGAAAACAUCAUCUUUCUUAGCGCUGGCACGGACGGCAUUGAUGGUCCGACACCAGCUGCCGGUGCUAUUGGUUGUGAUAUAGUGAUACGUGAUUUUCUAAAGGAUACCUCAAUGAAUUUAAACAACGUGCAAACAUAUUUGCAAAAUAGUAAUUCAUACAACUUUUAUAAAAAUUUAAAUGGUGGUGAAUAUCACGUGCUGACGGGUCAUACGGGCACUAACGUCAUGGAUUUGCAAUUGAUGUUAAUACUCUAGAAUUAGCAUAAAAGUAACAAAAAGUACUUUAAUGGUAAAGGGUUAAAUGUACAUACAUACAUAAGUAUGCCUUAUAUGUAAAAAAAUAUUUAUAUUUUAAAUCGUAGAAUUGCGGUAUAGUCAGCUGUA